AAAAAAAGUCACACUCCCCUACACCCAGCUGUGUGUCCAUGAAGAGUGAUAGAUCCAAUGAUCUGCCAAUCAACUUUAAAGGGGGAGACUCUACUGGACAUUCAGAGAAGAAGAAGAGGUCACACUCCCCUAUACCCAGCUGUGUGUCCAUGAAGAGUGAUGGAUCCCAUGAUCUGCCAAUCAACUCCUUCACUGGACAAUAUCAGCUGAUCAACAAAGCCAACCUGCAGAAGAAGUUUCAAUGUCUGAUUGAUGGAAUCACACAGCAGGGAGACACCAGACUCCUCCAGGAGAUCUACACAGAGCUCUACAUCACAGAGGGGGGAAGAGGAAAGGCCAAUGAUGAACAUGAGGUCAGACAGAUAGAGAGGGCAUCCUGGAGAAAAGCAGCGCAAGGCAGACCAAUCAAAUGCAGUGACAUCUUUAAACCCUUAUCUGGACAAGACAAACCCAUCAGAACAGUGCUGACAAAGGGAGUGGCUGGCAUUGGAAAAACCGUCUCAGUGCAGAAGUUCAUUCUGGACUGGGCUGAGGGAACAGCCAAUCAGGAUGUCCACUUCAUAUUUCCUCUUCCUUUCCGGGAGCUGAACCUGAUGAAGGAGAAGAAACUCAGUCUGGUGGAUCUUAUUCAGCACUUUUUACCAGAAAUGAAAGAUCCCAGAGUCUUUACUAGUUCAGAGCACAGAGUGAUGUUCAUCUUUGAUGGUCUGGAUGAGUGUCGACUUCCUCUACAUUUCCACUCCAACCCAAUGUGUUGUGAUGUGACAGAGCCAGCCUCAGUGGACGUGCUGCUGACAAACCUCAUCAAGGGAAAUCUACUUCCCUCUGCUCUCCUCUGGAUCACUACCCGACCAGCAGCAGCCAAUCAGAUCCCAUCUGACUGUGUGGACCAGGUGACAGAAAUAAGGGGAUUCAAUGACCCACAGAAAGAUGAGUACUUCAGGAAGAGAAUCAGUGAUGAGAACCUGGCCAGCAGAACCAUCGCACACCUGAAGUCAUCCAGGAGCCUUUACAUCAUGUGCCACAUUCCAGUCUUCUGCUGGAUUUCAGCCACUGUCGUAGAGAACAAAUCAAAAGCAUCAGAGAGUGUAGAAAUGCCAAGGACUCUGACUCAAAUGUACACACACUUCCUGAUCAUCCAGAUAGGCAUAACAAAUGUCAAGUACACAGAGAGAAAAGAAACAGAUGAAGAGACUAUUUUCAAACUGGGGAAACUGGCUUUUCGACAGGUGGAGAAAGGCAAUCUGAUCUUCUAUGAGGGAGAGCUGAGAGAGUGUGGUAUUGAUGUCACAGAAGCAUCAGUGUACUCAGGAGUGUGUACUCAGAUCUUCAGAGAGGAGUCUGGGCUGUACCAGGGGAAGGUGUUCAGCUUUGUGCAUCUGAGCAUCCAGGAGUUUCUAUCAGCUUUGCAUGUAUUCCUCUGUCUCAGAAACAGACAGAGAAACAUGUCUGACCAACAGCAAACCUCUCAGCUCUCUGCUCUAUUCAGAGCUGCAACACUUCAUGACCUACACAAGACUGCAGUGGAACUGGCCUUGCAAAGAAAGAAUGGACACCUGGACCUUUUCCUUCGCUUCCUUCUGGGCCUUUCUCUGGAAACAAAUCAGAAUUUGUUAAAGCUACUACUGCCACUGAGCAGUAGCCAAUCAGAUAGCUCAGAGCAAACAGUCCAGUAUGUAAAACAGAAGAUAAGGGAUCAAAGUAGCUCAGACAGAAGAAUCAACCUGUUCUACUGUCUGAAUGAGCUGAAUCACCAUGCUGUAGUGGAGGUCAUUGACAGGAGCUCAGGAACUUUGUAUGUUGACAUGCUCUUACCAGGAGAGUGGAAGACUAAAAGAUUUGAGUAUGAGAUGUCAGAAGAGCAGCUGGCUGAGUUUGACCUGCAGAAGUACAUAAAGACUCCAGAGAAAGAUCAGACUGAACUCCUCAGUCCAGAUGAUGUUCUUCAGAAGCUGCUGCCAGUGACCACAACAUCCACAUCAGCUGGACUGGUUAACUCUAAUCUGACAGCCAAGAGCUGUUCUUAUCUAACCUCUGCUCUGACCUCACACUCCUCAAGUCUCAAACUGCUGAAUCUGAGUUACAAUGAGCUGCUGGACUCAGGAGUGGAACUUUUAUGUCCUGCUCUUUGUCACCAAUAUUGCAAACUGGAGAAACUACAACUGGUUAACUGUAUUAUGACAGAGAAGAGCUGUUCCUCUCUGGCCUCUGCUCUGACUUCACACUCCUCAAGUCUCAGACUGCUGGAGCUGAGUAACAAUGAGCUGCUGGACUCAGGAGUGGAACUUUUAUGUUCUGCACUUUGUCAUCGAAACUGCAAGGUAGAAGUGCUACAGCUGGAGAAGUGUAAUCUGACUGAGAAGAGCUGUUCCUAUCUGGCCUCUGCCCUGAUCGCAGACUCCUCAAGUCUCAGAAUGCUGCACCUAAGUAGCAAUAAGCUGCUGGAUUCAGGAGUGGAACUUUUAUGUUCUGCACUCUGUUAUCAAAAUUGCAAACUGGAGGAACUAUGGUCAGCAUAAUUUCAUGUAGUGAGUGUGUAUGGAGAGGUUAUGUUUGUGUGUGUGUGUGUGUGUGUGUG
Messenger RNA from Alosa alosa (allis shad), 2578 nucleotides. Its product is annotated as NACHT, LRR and PYD domains-containing protein 3-like. Lineage: Eukaryota; Metazoa; Chordata; Actinopteri; Clupeiformes; Clupeidae. Bases 39 to 2519 code for a protein of 826 amino acids. The record is from RefSeq and is a predicted model, not a curated record. Gene Ontology annotation, molecular function: protein binding. The transcript is spliced from 6 exons.